Gastrolobium bilobum is the source of this 1957-nucleotide messenger RNA. RefSeq lists its product as uncharacterized. Lineage: Eukaryota; Viridiplantae; Streptophyta; Magnoliopsida; Fabales; Fabaceae. The coding region runs from base 44 to 1525 and encodes 493 amino acids. The transcript is spliced from 11 exons. The record is from RefSeq and is a predicted model, not a curated record. Gene Ontology annotation, molecular function: inositol phosphate phosphatase activity; acid phosphatase activity.
AAGAAGCUGGAAGCUGGUUUUGCAGAGUGCAAUCGCUGAGAGAAUGAAGAAGGUUAUGGCUUUUGUGCUGCUAAUGUUCCUUUCAGUGUUAAACUACUCAAACGCCGAAGAAGCUUUCGAUGUUCGCAAACAUCUCUCCACUGUUUCCAGAUAUGGUGUUGUGAAAGACAUUGCUGACAAUAACUUUAUACCUUCUAAUAUUCCUGAAGGAUGUGUUCCAAUCCAUUUAAAUCUUGUGGCAAGGCAUGGAACUCGUUCUCCUACAAAGAAAAGGAUAAGGGAGUUAGAUAAUUUGUCAGAUCAUCUGGAAGUUCUUAUAAGGGAUGCAAAAGAGCGAAAUUUUCCUUUGGAAAGAGUUCCUUCCUGGAUGAAUGGAUGGAAAUCUCCUUGGCAAGGAAGACUUAAGGGUGGUGAGUUAAUUAGCAAAGGAGAGGAAGAAUUAUAUGCUCUUGGAAUUAGGAUUAGAGAGAAGUUUCCAAAUUUGUUUGAUGAGGAAUACCACCCGGACGUAUAUCCUAUAAAGGCAACUCAGGUUCCCCGAGCGUCAGCUAGUGCCGUGGCAUUUGGAAUGGGGCUUUUCAGUGGCAAUGGAAGUCUUGGACCUGGUCAUCAUCGAGCUUUUGCAGUUACAAGUGAAAGCCGUGCUAGUGACAUCCUGCUGAGAUUUUUUGAUUGUUGUCAUAACUACAAGGAUUUCAGGAAAAGACAAGAACCUGCAGUUGAUAGGCUUAAGGAACCUAUCUUGGAUGAGAUUACAUCUACCCUAGUUGGGCGCUAUGGGCUAAAUUUUACUAGGCAGGAUACAUCUUCUCUCUGGUUUUUGUGUAAACAGGAAGCAUCCUUGUUGGAUAUAACUAAUCAAGCAUGUAGUCUAUUCAGUCCUUCUGAGAUUACAUUGCUGGAGUGGACAGAUGACUUGGAGGUGUAUAUUCUGAAGGGUUAUGGUCAAUCACUAAACUACAGAAUGGGAAUGCCAUUACUUGAAGAUGUUAUUCAAUCCAUGGAACAAGCUAUUAAGGCUGAAAAAGAAAGACAUGCUCCUGGCAGCUUUGAGAAGGCAAGACUUCGAUUUGCACAUGCUGAAACCGUAGUUCCAUUCUCAUGUCUGCUUGGUUUAUUUCUUGAAGGAUCUGAGUUUCAAAAAAUUCAGGAGGAACAAUCUUUGCAGCUCCCUCCAAAGCCUCCACAGAAAAGAAAAUGGCGGGGUAGCACUGUGGCUCCUUUUGCUGUUAACAACAUGCUGGUCUUGUAUAGUUGUCCUUCUUCAGACAAAUCCUCAAGCAAGCACUUUGUGCAAGUGCUGCACAAUGAACACCCCACUCCAAUGCCUGGUUGUGAUGGUUCUGAUUUCUGUCGAUUUGAAGAAUUCAAGGAAAAAAUAGUUGCACCUCAUCGGAAGCAUGACUACGAUACAGUCUGUAAUGCAAAUCCAGAGCAGAAGCCCUCGAGUAGCAAAUUCUUUCAAAUAUUUCAGUGGCUUUCGUCACUAGGGAAAGGUGAUAAGCACCCCAAAGAUGAAUUUUAAUUUGUUUCCUGGGAAAGGAGCCUCAAUUCUUACGUUCUUUUUCCUUGGUGGUACCGCUUCCAAACAAAUUUUCAGACAUGAGCACCUAUUCCUGAGAACCAAUUUUACAUAGAUUGUGCUGCAAGUACAGGAAUCCCUGGGUAUCUUACGUUGGGUGCUUGAGCCCUCCUCAUCUGUAGCUUCUAACACUGGAGAAUUUGGAGGUGGAAAGAAGUUGAGUUCUAGAUGUCAUUUUUCGUUUUUCCGUAGUAGCGUGACUCUCAGCACUCAAUUAAUUCCAGAGUGAUAUAGCUUGAUGUGUCAUUUUCCAUGCUCGUCAUUUCAUUUGUACUCUUCAACUCCAGUCUUGUUCUUUUGGAAUAGGAGAUAUCCCAUACUUCUCAGAAUUCUAGUGUUCGCAUUUGUGUGUGUGUGUGUGUGGUUUUUUUUUUU